GGUGGAGACGGUCAGCUCAGCUUUCUCCACCUCCACCUCUCUGGAGUUUCACUGCACAAACAUGGACUUCAUCAGCAGGUGAUCAGUCAGGUUUACCUGAGGACAAGCUGCCGCCGACCCGAGCCCGUGUUUGUGUAAUGUUGUGCAAUUAGUGCACUCAAUCGUCAUCGGUGCGGCGCUAAUGGCCGCACAGCUGCAGGGGCUUUGUGUAAAAGGCUUACAGCUCUUAAGACAAUAAUGGUCGCCCGGAGAACAAAUGAGGUGACACUAAUACUCCGGAGGUGUCACUGAAGCGUCUCUGCCCCCGAGCUCGUCCAGCAAAACACGGACACAACAGAUAUCCAUUUAAUUAAACAUGACCCGAGGGGAAUCACCAUGCACCGCUGACUCCUCUGCAGAGAGGCCUGCAGCCGCUCAGCUGGAGCAGUGGAGAACAGCCACGCACCGUGGACUCUGUGGAGAUGAAUUCAGAGCUACAAAGGACUCUUGUGGAUUACAACAACAUGACUAAACUAUUAAGAAAAUUAGGAUUCCAUCCAGGAGUGAGACAAUUGGAAAUCUUUUUGCCAUAAUUUUCCAAUGGAUUUAUAUUUCGUUCAUUCAGAUGUGUGGAAAUGGUUCAACUCCUACCUUUUCUAAGUCACAUUUUCUUCUUCUAAAGCCUUAUUUACGGUUUGAAACUGUUUUUGAUGAAGGUGAGUUGCCUACAGCUCUGUAAACUGGCUGCUUCGGUGAAAAGCAAGUCAUUUAUUAUCAUUACAUCAUCCACUUUGGACCAGCAGGUUCAAACAAGUCCAGUUCCCCACGACACCUGUGGCCCACGUCCUUCCCCCAAAUCCCAGGCUGCACCUCUUCCCUCCUGGCCGCUGACCCCAGACGUCCUCCUGUCUGGAUGACGAGAGGAAGAAUCGCCAGACACAUAGCAUGGCUCACUCCGCUCACCCCCCUGGAUGGAGGGAGAUGACAAACGGAGGCGGGAACCCCCACUUCAACAAUGGAGGCCAGGCGGGGUGUUCCCACAGCAACACGCGCUACAGGCUGAAGAAACAGCAGCGCCACAGACGCAGGUCGUCCUCGCCAAUGGGCCGGGUCAUUCUCAUCAACGCACCUGUUGAUGGAGGUGAUGAAAGUGAAGACAUUCACACAGUGACCGUAGACAAGAGUCCUGAUGGGCGUCUGGGUUUCAGUGUCCGCGGAGGCUCUGAACAUGGACUUGGUAUAUUUGUCAGCAAGGUGGAGGAUGACAGCUCUGCAGCGGAGGCUGGGCUGACUGUGGGCGAUAAGGUGGUGGAGGUGAACGCUGUCAGCUUGGAGAGCAUCACCAUGAGCAGCGCUGUGAAGGUCCUGACGGGCAACAACCGGCUGAGGAUGGUGGUGAGACGGGUCGGAAAGAUCCCCGGCAUCCGCUACUCCAAGGAGAAGACCACAUGGGUGGAUCUGAUUCACCGGCGGAUGGUGGUGGAGGAGAGCGGCCGUACACCAUCAGACGCCAGUUCGGACAGCGCCCUCCGCAGGAUCGUACAUCUCUUCACCACGUCGGACGACUACUGUCUGGGCUUCAACAUCAGAGGAGGCAAAGAGUUCGGACUGGGGAUUUACGUCUCUAAGCUGGACCCAGGUGGGCUCGCAGAGCAGCAUGGCAUCAAAAUGGGCGAUCAAAUCCUUGCGGCCAACGGGGUGGGCUUUGAAGACAUCACCCACAGCAAUGCAGUCGAGGUCCUGAAGAGCCACACCCAUGUGAUGUUGACCAUCAGGGAAGCUGGCAGAUACCCUGCAUACAAGGAAAUGGUGGCAGAAUACGGCUGGCUCGACAAAUUGGCCAACGGAGGCCCUUCACCAUUCCCUCAAGGUUCAGACUCCAACUCCUCUGUGUCCUCGCUGUCCUCCAGCACCCCUCUGAGCUCCCUCAGUGGUCUCUCCCAGGUCCUUUUCCCUCCCGUCUUUGGCCUGGACAUGGUAGACGUGGCCAUCUCCACAGAGGACCGCUCCCGUCAUCCAAGCAGUGCCGAGCGAACUGCUGACACUGCCAUGCAAACUGACCCCAACCCUCCAAACUACACGGACCAUCCCUCCCAUAACGGAUCGUACCCAGACAGGCUGGUGGGGACAGAAACCAGCCGCAGUGUAGGUGCCACAGUGCUGCUGAAGGACACCGUCAUACGUGGGAAAGGGGAAGGACCGAGGGAGAUGGGAGGAGCUGGGGAAGGAGGGUGGGGACGGACAAGGAUGAUGUCAAGUGGGGACCAGGAAGUAGAGAAACACUCACCUAAGACGGCGGCGUUGAUGGCCCUGAGCAGACCAAGGAAACCCAUCAGACGUUCCCAGAGCCACAUCACUGAGUCAGAGGACAGACAGAAGAAGAAGAAGCAGAAGAAGGAGAAGAGCUCGGGAGAGGGUAAAACCAGCCUGCAGCGCUCCAAAACCUUUGUCAACCUGUUAUUUAAGAGAGAGCGUAAAGAGAAGAGUCGCUCCAGGUCCCCAUCCCACGGAGCUGACAAAGGUAAAGAGCGGGGCCGUCCUCUCCAGAUAUUGACCUCUCCGAGGGAGUCCCGAGCUGGGGUUAAAGACGCCAGCCCGCUGCCCCGGCCUGAGACCCUGGAUCACGUGGAGGACGUGGCAAAGAGGCUGCUCAGCCAGGACGAGGUGGCUGCCGUGAUGAGACACUGUCAUCGCUUUUUGUCCGACAAUAUGAUUGAGGAUUUGGUACGUCCUCUUUUGGCAAUCUUGGACAGGCCAGAGAAACUGCUACUUUUCAGAGAAAUAAGGAUGCUGAUACCGACGAAUAAAUUGGGUCGGUUUGACAGCAUAGUCCUUCCCUUUGAGCUGGAGGCGUAUGAUAUUCUCAAGAGUCGCUCGAUACGUUCUCCCGCUCUGCGCUCCCCUCGCAGAGGAACCCCUCGACGUCACCUCAUCACCCCAAUCCCAGACUACAGGGGUGGGUUCCACCUCCAGCCGUUUCAGGACCCACUGGGAGAGAAUCAGUUGAUUGAGGAGUUGGAGCGUCUGCGUUUGCCUGGACAGCAGUCAGGAAUUCUGCCUCCAUCACGUCUCUUCACCCCCUUGCUGGACGUACCUGUGGACAGCUAUGCUUCCUCCUCUGUGCGGUCCCGCUCCCUGAGCCCCUCACCCACCCACAGCUCCCUCCUCACAGAAUCGCCACACAGCACCCAUCGUGGGUGCCAUCCCCAUCGCUCCCCAAACAGACGAGAGAACGGGGCGUCGCAGUAUGAUGAGGUCUCCUUACUGUCCGCGUCUGACCGAGGAGAUGUGGCUGCUGAGCGAGGGAGGUCGCCUGUGAGGAACGGCCAGGGGAGAGCGGGGAGGGAGGCGAGCCCCGACAGCGUAGAUGGCAAGGGGCAGAGCAGGCAGCAGGGCUUCACUGAGGUCAGCGUGCAUGUUCCCUCACAGCCGAGAGGGAGAACACCUCUGGCUGAUGUGUUUGAGCCCCAGAGAGACAAGAGUCCGUCCUCAGGCAGAGGGAGAAGUCAGCAGGUGAAUCAACCUGCACAGAAUGGUGUGAAGAGAAGAACCACUGUGCCACAUGAGGAGUAUGAAAUCUGCACGUUGACCAUCUCAAAGGCCAAGCAGUCACUGGGUAUUAGUAUCUCUGGAGGUAUGGAGUCAAGGGUCCAGCCCAUGAUAAAGAUUGAGAAAAUCUUCCCAGGAGGAGCCGCAUCUACAAAUGAGGCUCUGAAGGCAGGAUAUGAGCUGUUGUCCGUGGACGGCGAGAGUAUGCAGGGGGUGACUCAUCAACACGCGGUGGGUGUCAUUCGCUGUGCGUUCGGCAACAAGGCCAAAGAUCCGAUGGUUUUUGUGGUCAAGGUUCCUCGCAGCCCCACCAGCAGCCCCAGGAGACCUGCUGACUAGCCUCUCUGGGCCUCUCAGCCAGACUGCAACUCGGGCAUGAAGGACAACAAAUUCUGCAGCUCCUGAGGGAACGAAUAAACUCCAGGAUUCACUGCACGGGGGAGAAAAUAUGAGACAGGUAGAGCUCUGGUCCCAGCGGAGAGGAAUGGAUGCACAGUCUCAUCGCUCCUGUUAAAGGCCGAGUUGUGACAAGAACUACAAAGAUAUUUGUCACGAACAGAGGUUGAGGCUUGAAGCAGUUUUUUAAGACUGAUACAGUAGCUUAUUUAUCAGAAUAAAUCACUUUCACUAUGAUAAAAUGUAAGAUACUGUGUUGAAGUAUAAUCUAAACUGGAUGUUGCACCUGUACAACAUUCUUACUGAAAGCAUUCAUUGCACAAUAACUCGUUUAAAAGCAACUUCCUGUCUUUCUUGAUAAGAUCGCGUGGUUCAUGAACUCCUCCUUGGUUGAAAUCGUGCCACUGUUUGACACUUAACCACCUUUCCGUGACCUCUGACCUCUGUCUGAUAGUGAAGCCAGUGGUCUGCACAUUUCAGCCGGACGAUCUGACUCCAGCAGCCCCACAGGCCUGCCAGAGGGAGAUUACCCCAGCCUGCGUUAUGAGAUUUGUAGAUUUAUACCCAGAUUAAACCCCUGUAUUAUGUCAAAACUGAUAGUUUGGGUUUAGUGGAUGUCUGGGGGGGAUUAUUCCAAAUUGCUGCUCAGUAAUUUUUUGUGCUGUAUUUUUCUGGCCUAAGUGCUCGUGCUCUGGAGCAAUCCGCCACUUUAGAGGCUUAAUUACACCCUGCUGUGGACUGAGCUUAUGCAGACAUGCGGAGGAGUUGGAAAAACAUGUCAAUGAGAAAUGCAUGACAUGGAGGUCGGUGGCACAGUUUGAAUUAAAGUAGGCUAGAGGAGAUGUGAGCAGCGAGAUAACAUGGACUACAGUGUGCAUAGUGCCUUACUCCUGCAGAUGACCAGUGGGGGGAAAUGUUGAUAAAAUGCUGGACAAACUUGGUUUUAAUAAGUGACUUGUCUCAAUCCAGAGAUACAA
Molecule: messenger RNA, 4901 nt
Organism: Hippoglossus stenolepis (Pacific halibut)
Lineage: Eukaryota; Metazoa; Chordata; Actinopteri; Pleuronectiformes; Pleuronectidae
Gene: pdzd7a
Product: PDZ domain containing 7a
Exons: 16
Coding region: 925-3867 (980 amino acids)
Biological process (GO): sensory perception of sound; auditory receptor cell stereocilium organization
Cellular component (GO): stereocilium tip; stereocilia ankle link complex; cilium
Molecular function (GO): protein binding
Source: RefSeq, a predicted model, not a curated record